Molecule: messenger RNA, 264 nt
Organism: Oppiella nova
Lineage: Eukaryota; Metazoa; Arthropoda; Arachnida; Sarcoptiformes; Oppiidae
Source: the annotation of a GenBank genome assembly
GACCUCAAACCGGAUAAUGUGUUGAUUACAUACGACGGGUAUAUAAAGUUAUGUGACUUUGGUUUGGCUAAAGAGGUCGAUAAUAUUGAUUGGUAUCGUAUGUCUAAAACUAAACAUACGGCAGACGUAGGAACUAUAGAAUAUAUGGCACCGGAAGCCCAGACUAAUGAUUACAAUCAUAAGAUAGAUAUCUACAGUCUAUCCCUAAUUGGGGCUCAAAUAUUUGGUUUUAAUAUCAACGAUAUAAUGGACGGAAAUUUACAU